Saccharomyces kudriavzevii IFO 1802 is the source of this 954-nucleotide messenger RNA. It is a transcript of the gene REC107, whose product is annotated as Rec107p. Gene Ontology annotation, biological process: reciprocal meiotic recombination. The record is from RefSeq and is a predicted model, not a curated record. Bases 1 to 954 code for a protein of 317 amino acids. Gene Ontology annotation, cellular component: condensed nuclear chromosome. The transcript is spliced from 2 exons. NCBI's taxonomy places the organism in Eukaryota, Fungi, Ascomycota, Saccharomycetes, Saccharomycetales, Saccharomycetaceae.
AUGGACAGUCGAGCUAGAACGGACGAGGUCUCCACAGACGUCUCGGAGACCAAUUCCGAGCGGUCGUUGAUGAUCACGGAGACAUCAUCACCAUUCAGAUCUAUAUUCCCUCAUAGUGGGAAAGUGACGAAUACCGGCGCUUUGGAGGAAUCUGACAAGCAGAUAUUGGAAUGGGCAGGUAAGCUGGAACUAGAGAGUAUGGAGCUAAGAGAAAACUCAGAUAAACUCAUCAAGGUCUUGAAUGAAAAUUCCAGGACGUUAUGUAAGUCGCUAGACAAAUUCAAUCAGCUACUAGAGCAAGAUGGAGCUACGGACGGAAACGUAAAAGCGUUGAUAAAGGAUUUGGGUUCCCAGAUUGAAAGCCAACUGGGCAAAGUGUCUUCGUCGUUGCUAUCGAGAAGCGAUGAAAAGAGGGUGAAGCCAAGCAUCGGCGACAGACAGGUCUUGGUGGAAGAACUGAGCAGGUACAACUCCAAGAUUACGCGACACGUCACAGGUAAGCAGCAUGAGACGGAAAAGUCGAUGAGGUGCACGCAAGAGAUGCUCUACAACGUCGGUAGUCAACUGGAGGACAUACAGAAAGUGCUGCUGUCCCUGUCCAAAGAUAUGCAGGUUUUGCAAGCCAGACAGAUCUCCCUGGAGGCGACAUUUCGAGAAAACGCACGCCACGUCUACGAUCGGCCGGACGUGUCCUUGAAUGGCACCACUCUCUUGCAUGACAUGGACGAAGUCCAUGUCAAUGUCAAGCAGCGCAAGAAGUCCGCGCCACCACCAACUAUGAUGGUCACAAGGUCCAUGAAACGGGGGAAGUCCAGCUCCCCAACCUUGUCGACUAGCCAAGACCACAACACCGACGACGAUGAUGAUGGUUCUUGCCGCCGGCUGAAGCGUGCGGCAAGAACCAUCAUUCCCUGGGAGGAACUAAGGCCCGACACGCUGGAAUCCGAGCUGUGA